UAUCAUACAGGUAACCAUCGAUUUUUUAAUGACAUAGGAGCGAUCAAUCUGGGGAGAAACGGCCGCAGGAGGACAGCAGAUCCGAUUCCAUGGCGGCGGCGGCUUCUCCUCUCCUCUCCCUCACCUUCGUCCUCCUCCUCGUGCCAAUCUCCAACGCCAUCUACUGCGACGAGGACGACUGCUACGAUCUCCUUGGAAUCAAACAGGACGCGAACGCAUCAGAGAUCAAGAAAGCCUACUACAAGCUCUCCCUCAAACACCACCCGGAUAAGAAUCCCGAUCCGGAGUCGCGGAAGCUGUUCGUCAAGAUUGCCAAUGCUUACGAGAUUCUAAAAGACGAAUCAACUAGGGGGCAAUACGACUAUGCUAUUGCACAUCCAGAGGAGGUUUUCUACAACACAGCUCAGUACUAUAGGGCAUACUAUGGCCAUAAAACGGAUCCUCGUGCUGUAUUCAUUGGCCUUCUUCUAAUUAUUUCAGCAUUUCAAUACAUAAACCAGCUGACAAGGUAUAAUAAGGCCAUAGAAACUGUGAAGCAAACUCCUGCUUACAAAAAUAGGUUAAAAGCAUUGGAGUUUGAGCGAACAGGAGGAAUUUCAAGCAAAAAGAAGGGCCACAAGCAGAUGGAUAAGAAAGUUGAAGAAGAGCUAAGUAACGAAGUUGAGUUGCAGAUCCACGGGGUUGAGAAACCUUCUAUGUGGAGUUUAUAUGGUGUCCAAUUUGUACUUGUGCCAUAUUCCAUAGGCAAGGUGCUCAGUUGGGAAUUUUGUUGGUUUUGGAGAUACCGGGUAAAGAAAUUACCGUACACAUGGGAGGAUGCAUGCUACUUGACUCGGAUGUCUCUUAAGAUACCUGCUAAUACAUGGCAAAAUAUUGAUGAUUAUAGGAAGGAGAAUCUUGUCAUGAAGCGCCUCUGGGAAAAGAGCAGUAUGGAGAGGUAUAUUGCAGAGAUGAGAAAAGAAUCAAAGCGUAGAAGAUAGCUGUAGCAUAUUUUUCUGAGACAACUAUGGCAACAGGUUGUUCAAUGACACAACAUCCACACCACAUUUACUGGACAGAGGAACUAUGGAUAAGUGGUUCUGGUUCUGCCUUGAAUUCAUUGGCAGCUAAAAAAGUGACCAAAACAGUAGAUCUUUCAAACAGCCAAGUAUAAUUCGAAGCAUCAUGUUGCAGCACGAAGUUUCUGUGUAGGGUGCAAUUUUGUCGCUCUGAACGACUGGUAAUUAGCUGAAUAUUGUCGCCUUGUAUCAACCGAAAAGAUAUAUCGUAUAUACAUGUGUAAUUGAUACUUUGUUCAUUGGAUUAUCUAAGGACCCUGCUCCCCGUUCCAGUG
Oryza brachyantha (malo sina) is the source of this 1333-nucleotide messenger RNA. Its product is annotated as dnaJ protein ERDJ7. Gene Ontology annotation, cellular component: endoplasmic reticulum membrane. Lineage: Eukaryota; Viridiplantae; Streptophyta; Magnoliopsida; Poales; Poaceae. The transcript has 10 exons. The record is from RefSeq and is a predicted model, not a curated record. The coding region runs from base 90 to 980 and encodes 296 amino acids. Gene Ontology annotation, biological process: protein folding.